Messenger RNA from Bubalus bubalis (water buffalo), 1534 nucleotides. RefSeq names its product carbonic anhydrase 11 (gene CA11). Gene Ontology annotation, molecular function: carbonate dehydratase activity; zinc ion binding. NCBI's taxonomy places the organism in Eukaryota, Metazoa, Chordata, Mammalia, Artiodactyla, Bovidae. The record is from RefSeq and is a predicted model, not a curated record. The transcript is spliced from 9 exons. Bases 444 to 1430 code for a protein of 328 amino acids.
GGGAGAAGGGAGAGGCAGGGACCGAGAAGGAAGGGAGGGAGGAGGAGGUGAGGGAAGCGGGAUGGAGGGAUGGAGUUAGGGGGCUUGGGAGAGCUUUUAAUGAAAAGGGAGCGAAGAAGGGGAGUGUGCAUCAGGAACCCAGAGGGAACCCAAGGGAGAAGGAGAAGGCAGAGAGAGGAGUAGGAAGAUCGGGAGGUAGAGCGAGCCUGGAGGGCUCGGGAAAAGAGAGAAAGGGGAGGCAAAGCGAGGGAGGGGAGGAGAGACGGGAGAGGUGGGGGGUCUCAGUCCCCGGCUGCCUCGGUAACUGGGGAACUGGGACUCCCUGUAGGGAGGAGCAGAAGGCUGGAAGUCCUGGGAGGGGUUAGGGUUCCACAAAGAAGGGGAGAACCUGAGAGAGGGCCGGCCGGGACAUUGGGAAGGGGUCACCCCGAGGCCUCUUGGGGAUGGGGUCUGCAGCUCGUCUGAGCGCCCCUCGGGCGUUGGUACUCUGGGCCGCACUGGGAGCGGCAGCUCACAUCGGACCCGCACCUGACCCAGAGGACUGGUGGAGCUACAAGGAUAAUCUCCAGGGAAACUUCGUGCCAGGACCCCCCUUCUGGGGCCUGGUGAACGCAGCCUGGAGUCUCUGUGCCGUGGGGAAGCGUCAGAGCCCCGUGGAUGUGGAGCUGAAGAGGGUCCUCUAUGACCCCUUUCUGCCCCCUCUGAGACUCAGCACCGGGGGAGAGAAGCUCCGCGGAACUCUGUACAACACCGGUCGCCAUGUCUCCUUCCUGCCUGCGCCCCGGCCUGUGGUUAAUGUGUCUGGGGGUCCCCUCCUUUAUAGCCACCGACUCAGUGAACUGCGGCUGCUUUUUGGAGCACGUGACGGAGCUGGCUCUGAACACCAGAUCAACCAUCAGGGUUUCUCUGCUGAGGUGCAGCUCAUCCACUUCAACCAAGAACUCUAUGGGAAUCUGAGCGCCGCCACCCGGGGCCCCAAUGGCCUGGCCAUUCUCAGCCUCUUUGUCAAUGUGGCUGGUAGCUCAAACCCGUUCCUCAGCCGCCUCCUUAACCGUGACACCAUCACCCGCAUCUCCUAUAAGAAUGAUGCCUACUUUCUUCAAGACCUGAGCCUGGAGCUCCUGUUCCCCGAGUCCUUUGGCUUCAUCACCUAUCAGGGCUCUCUCAGCACCCCACCCUGCUCGGAGACUGUUACCUGGAUCCUCAUUGACAGGGCCCUCAAUAUCACCUCUCUCCAGAUGCAUUCCCUGAGACUUCUGAGCCAGAAUCCUCCGUCCCAGAUCUUCCAGAGCCUCAGCGGUAACGGCCGGCCCCUGCAGCCCUUGGCCCACAGGGCCUUGAGGGGCAACAGGGACCCCCGGCACCCCGAGAGGCGCUGCCGAGGCCCCAACUACCGCCUGCACGUGGAUGGUGCCCCCCAUGGUCGCUGAGACUCCCCAUCGAGGACUGCGCCUGCCUUUCCCAAGCCUCCCCACAAGGGGAGGGGAGUCACCCCCAAAAACAAAGCUAUUAAAGGGACAGAAUACUUCCUGUA